Messenger RNA from Apiotrichum porosum, 597 nucleotides. RefSeq lists its product as uncharacterized. The record is from RefSeq and is a predicted model, not a curated record. The transcript has 2 exons. Lineage: Eukaryota; Fungi; Basidiomycota; Tremellomycetes; Trichosporonales; Trichosporonaceae. Bases 1 to 597 code for a protein of 198 amino acids.
AUGCUCGAAAGCCAUAUCACGCAACUGCAGAAUGGCGAUUUGGGCAGCAGCGAGGUGGGAUUCCGGCGGGCUGUGCCCGCACAGUCUACAGCACCAGACGAGCGCGAUACCGCCCAGGCUCCAGGCGGCGACAGCUCCACGUUUGAGGUCCUACAUUUUGCCCAGAACGGAGACCUCACUUACAUGGGUCCAACUUCCGUUCCGCCUCGCCAAAUCCAGCCCAAUGCACUAUUUUCCGUUGGCGCCCACGACGAACUCUUAUCUCUUUACUUUACCCACUUGAACGGCUUCAACGGGUUCGUUGACGAAGACGCUUUCCGACUCGGCAUCGCCAAAGGCGCCCCAACAGAUGGUUAUUCCCUCUUUCUGCACCUCUGCAUCCUGUCGACGGCUUUGCACAUAUCGCCCUACCGCCAGCAGUACGGCUCUGUGUUCAUCCAAGCAGCCUACACGAUGCUGGCUUCCGAAAUAGAUCGACCCAAGUCAACUACGGUCAUUGCCAUGGUGCUUCUCUCUCUUGAGGCCAGUGAAUCUGGUUCCAGUUCAGCUUGGAUCUUGUCUGGUAAGCAGUUGAGUAAAGGUAACCUAACACCUUAG